GAACAACCACAAGGCUGGCGUUUGUGAAGCCUUUCAAGAGUUCCCCGACCUCGAGGAUCAACUAAGUUUUACUUGGUGAUAUUGGCGUACCGCCACGAGAUCUACCACAAAACUUUAUACCAUCUCUCCGCCUCAGACUACCGCACGCUUCCGUUACUGCGGACUGAAUCCCGCAAUCAUACAACCUUUGCUUUCGGAGCACAUGACGUCCGUGGUAUAACUACAGACAACCUGGGAUAGCUUCACAGCCUGAUCGUCGGACCCUGGCCAGCCAUGUUAGACCUUCACGUAUGGGGCUCCGCCUUUGGCCUCCCGUCCAUUGACCCCGAGUGCCUUGCUAUCAUCACAUACCUGCAUAGCAGCCUCCCUGUAUCAGCCUGGCGCCUGAUUCCAAGCAACGAUCCUUCCAUCAGCCCGCGUAAUACACUACCAGCAUUGUAUGAUGAGGGCGUAUGGGUAUCAGGCUUCGGUCCUAUUGUCGAGUACUUGACUGACAAGUCCAUCGGUGACAAUCUGGAUGCUGGCCUGACCGACAUUCAGCAGGCUGACCGUAUUGCAUAUGCUGCCUUCUUGUCUGCGCACGCUGCUCCAUUGCUGGAUCUUUCACUCUAUGUCUCCGCUGCCAACUGGUCAGCCACAACUCGGCCCGCCUUCAGCACUCUAUUAUCCUUCCCAUUGACAUGGACAGUUCCGCCACUGCUCCGUGCCGAGGCUGUUAAACGUGUUGAGCACCUGGGCUUUGCUGAUAUGGAUACCGACUUUGACCCUAAUGGCGGCCUUCACCUAUCCUCCGGAAGAGAUGCUUUACCAGAGACAUUCCGAAGGCACAUUCCUGUGAGGACAAAGAAGACGAUUCAUGAAGAAAUGACCCCUGAACAAGCAGUUCUUAUAAGGUUAUAUGGAAUCACAGAAGACUGUCUCACUGUGUUAGAUGAUUUCCUUGAGGGAGGGCCCGAGGAGAAGAUGCAUGGUUUCUUCAACGGUACAGAAAUCUCAUCUUUGGACUGCUUAGCCUUUGGCUAUCUCGCCUUGAUGCGUGAUGCUCCCGUACCAAGAUCUUUCUUAAAAGAUUGGCUCAUGAAGAAGACACCUCGGUUGUCCACGUUUGUUGACGGUAUGAAGACAAGAUGUCUGGACAAGUCCAAACUCUUGCCGUUGGUUGAGCCUGGUAAUAACACCGUAUUACGCAUUGGAAGCCGAACUCUUGACAGCAUCCUUCACAACGUUCCUGGUCUGGGUGAUGAGUAUGCGACCGAAGUGCGAAGACGUGCUGAAGGAGGUAUCACUGGCAUUGAUGCCAGAUCCCUCAUGUUGGCAUUGAGUCUCCUUGCCACAGGUGCAGCUCUUGGCUAUGGCUACCACACAUACAAGGCACUACAGCCAUUUGGAUCACGGAUACAAGUGUGGUAUUCACACAAAAACUAUUCGAAACUCAGCGAGUUUGGUGCGCUGGGCUCCAUGUUGGGCAGUGUAUUAGGAGGACCAGUGGAAGCACCUAGACCAUCUCAUCCGUCAAACCAGGCUCGGUUCGUCGAGACCGAUACAGACGUGGACUAGGAAUGAUGAUAACGAUGUAAAAUUAUUGUACAUUUAUGUAAUAGACAAACCACUUCCAAAUACCCUCUGUCAGAGGGAUAACCCCAAAGGAUGUUCCCU
This is a messenger RNA of Fusarium oxysporum Fo47, 1656 nucleotides long. RefSeq names its product SAM complex subunit SAM37. Bases 274 to 1557 code for a protein of 427 amino acids. Lineage: Eukaryota; Fungi; Ascomycota; Sordariomycetes; Hypocreales; Nectriaceae. Gene Ontology annotation, biological process: mitochondrion organization. Gene Ontology annotation, cellular component: SAM complex. The record is from RefSeq and is a predicted model, not a curated record. The transcript has 2 exons.